Messenger RNA from Hippoglossus stenolepis (Pacific halibut), 2594 nucleotides. It is a transcript of the gene spsb1, whose product is annotated as splA/ryanodine receptor domain and SOCS box containing 1. Lineage: Eukaryota; Metazoa; Chordata; Actinopteri; Pleuronectiformes; Pleuronectidae. Gene Ontology annotation, molecular function: protein binding. Bases 426 to 1247 code for a protein of 273 amino acids. Gene Ontology annotation, cellular component: SCF ubiquitin ligase complex. The transcript has 3 exons. The record is from RefSeq and is a predicted model, not a curated record. Gene Ontology annotation, biological process: intracellular signal transduction; proteasome-mediated ubiquitin-dependent protein catabolic process.
CUGACAGUCGGUAGGGGGGGGGAGGUCCUAAUCUCGCCGAGCAGCUGGGAGCAUUUUACCACGUGACGUGAGGGAUGUUAGAGAGCAGCCAUCAUCAUUUCACACAAUCCAUGUCCAGCCUGGAAUGGCUCAAGCUCGGGCGACAAGGAAGCAGGAAACUACGAUGGAGUAAGUGCAGAGUGUGAAGCCGGAGCCGGUGACAUCUCCUCCUCUGUUCCUCUGCCUCCAUUAAGGUAGUCUUCAAACAACACCUGGGCUGACAACUGCUGUCUGCAUCUAGUGGCAGAGGAGCACUGUUUCUGAGGUUGCAGGAGCACAGUGGAGGAGCGGGGUCUGAGGCUGAAUACUCCCCCCAUUAGUCUUUGAGGAGGGGGGAGUAGGAGGAGGGGGCGGAGGGGGAAGGAGCUGCUGUAACGACCCCGAGCAUGGGGCAAAAAGUCCCUGGUGGCAUCAAAACCAUUGAUAUGCGAGAUCCGGCGUUCAGUCCCCUGAAGCUGGAGCUACAGGCCCUGAGUCACACCAAGCCGUCUCGACUCGAUCUGCUGCUGGACAUGCCGCCUGCUGGCCUGGACGUGCAGGUCCAGCACUCGUGGAACAACGACGACCGUUCCCUCAACAUCUUUGUCAAGGAUGACAACAAGCUGGUGUUCCACAGGCACCCCGUGGCGCAGAGCACAGACGCCAUCAGGGGCCAUAUCGGCUACACAAGGGGUUUGCACGUGUGGGAGAUAAGCUGGGCCAUGCGUCAGCGUGGGACGCAUGCCGUGGUCGGAGUGGCUACAAGUGACGCCCCGCUACAUUCCGUAGGCUACACAGCGUUAGUAGGAAGCAAUGCGGAGUCGUGGGGCUGGGACCUGUGCAGGAGUAAACUCUCCCAUGAUGGCAAGAACCAACCAGGGAAAACAUACCCAGCCUUCCUUGAGCCAGACGACACCUUCAUAAUACCCGACUCCCUCUUAGUAGUCUUGGACAUGGACGAGGGAACUCUGGGUUACAUAGUGGAUGGACAUUAUCUAGGAGUAGCAUUCAGAGGACUUAAGGGCAGGAAGCUGUACCCGGUGGUGAGCGCCGUGUGGGGACACUGUGAAAUACGAAUCCGGUACAUAAAUGGUCUUGAUCCUGAACCCCUCUCUCUCAUGGACCUGUGUAGGCGUUCGGUGAGGGUGGCAUUAGGAAGAGACCGUCUGAGUGAAAUCCAUAGACUGCCCCUGCCAGCUUCUCUCAAGAACUACCUGCUCUACCAAUGAUGGCGCUUACAGUUACAUCACACACAGAAACACACAGAAACACACACACAGACACAAACACAAACACACACACACACACGCGCACAGCACACCCUUGUCUCUUUCUCAUGUUUCUCUGGGAUCCUUCUUGGGUUGAACCCGUUUGACAGGAUUGUUCAAACCUCUCAACAAGUUUGCUUCUCUGUCAGUUUCUUAUCCUGUUUUUAUGACUCUUUGCAAUUGUAUUCUUUAACUUUAUAAAAAUCAGGAAUCACUGAGCACUAUGCACAUGCUGAUCCAGGCGAUGCAAUGACAGUCACCAUAUUGGUGUACCUCCUCCAGUUUGAUGUGGCAUAUGUAGUCAGUACCUCUGCUGCGACCUCCAGGCUUUGUGAUUCAAACAUUUUAAAUGUUAUUGUGCUGAGACAAGUGUGUAAUGGAAAUUUAACUUGGUGCAAAAGUGCUCUGUCAGUAUCUGACCACAAGGUGGCAGCACAUACACAUGUCAACUUGUGCAUCCUCAAAGAACUUGAGAAUUAUAACUUGAAACCCUAAUGCUUUCAGAAAAUGUGUUUUUUAAUUAGCUAAUAAAUGAAAAAAAGUGAUGCUGACCACUCCAUUGUGAGUCUGAAAUGCAGUGUGGAUGAAAGCACUGGGGCAGCUGAAGAGCAGCUCCACAACUCACUGCACUCAGUUCUCUAUGCGAUAUGGAUGGAAGUCCACAUCCUCAGCAGAAACUGUAAAAGAAGAAAAAUGUCACUGUGAUUAUUUGUAGCAUGCAUCUACAGGAUUUCUUUUGUUCUUUAUACAAUCAGUGUCUUUUUAAUCUUUUCUGUCACUCUACUUUUUGUAGUUCAGUAAUUUUCGCCCACAUGCUGUCAAGGCUCAGGAGUGCAGUGUUUAAUUAUUUGACCAGUCUCGUCUGCAGAUUUCACUGGUUUGCACAUAUUAAACCAGGACGGUUGGUUGUGAUGUAAACCUGCUACUCACGGGUCUCACUGUCACAUAGCUGAGAGCCAUUGAUGUAGUGUUUGUGUUUUAUGAUGAGGUGGGGGCCAGAUUAUGUAGGUGAACAGCGUUGUGCCUGAAUCAGCAAACCUCAGAUUUAAGGCAACGUAAUGACAGAAAACACAAUCCACAAAGUGCUGCACAAAUGUGAAGGUCUGAUUGCCAACAUAUUGUCAAACGCCAUAUCAUAGACCUGUUGACUCUAGUAUUUUUUAAUGUACAGACGUCCACGUUCAGCACUCAGCUGGACGUGGACACACUGUGCCACACCUUACUUUUCCUUGCUUGCAGAUUCCAUUUUAUUUGUACUCCUUGUUGUAGAUUUGUUUGUAAGUAUCUAUUAAAGAUUAUUUCAAAUUA